Molecule: messenger RNA, 309 nt
Organism: Daldinia caldariorum
Lineage: Eukaryota; Fungi; Ascomycota; Sordariomycetes; Xylariales; Hypoxylaceae
Product: putative glutaredoxin
Exons: 2
Coding region: 1-309 (102 amino acids)
Biological process (GO): cellular response to oxidative stress
Cellular component (GO): nucleus; cytoplasm
Molecular function (GO): glutathione disulfide oxidoreductase activity
Source: RefSeq, a predicted model, not a curated record
AUGGCCGACGCUAAGACGAAAGCUCAGGACAUUAUCAACGAGAAUGCCGUCGCGGUAUUCUCCAAAUCCUAUUGCCCUUACUGCAGCGCCUCGAAGCGCCUUCUCGACAGUCUAGAUGCCAAGUACAAGGUGGUAGAGCUGGACAAGAUACCAGAUGGUUCCGCUAUCCAAGAUGCGCUCGAGGACAUUUCGGGCCAGCGCACUGUCCCCAACAUCUGGAUCGGGAAGAAGCAUAUCGGUGGCAACUCCGACCUGCAAGCUAAAUCUGGCGAACUAAAGAGCCUGCUUGCCGAGGUUGGCGCUUUGUGA